ACGGGGGCGGCGGGGCUGAGAUGCUUUGUGGGGUGCGGUGGAGGACCGUGCCGUGGCCCGGGCGAGCCCCGGGGACGCGGCCGUUCCCUCUCCGUUCGCACGGCUGGUGCGGAAAACGCGCUCGGAAGCGGGGAAGUGCUCUGCCGCGGGGGGGGGGGGGCCGGAGCGCCGCCGGCUGGACGUGUAACUAACUGUUCUCUCUCUCUCCGGCUGUCGGACGCGCACCUUUCCGGAGGAUGGGGGCGGUGACCGAGGCCCGGUGCGGUGACCCGAGCUUGUGCGAACAGCGCCUGGGUCUCUGCGGUCUAGCACGCGGCCACGCCCGGCAAAGCCCGCUCGCCCUGUGCUCCUUGACGCGUAGGGUUGGCGCAUCCCGGUGGUGCUCGUGGGCGCGGGGGGCCGUGGGGCGCGGGGUGGGGCCCGGGAGUGUGUCCCGCGCGUCCGUGCCGGACGCCUACCGGCCCGCGGCGAUGUCCAUGCCCCACGCGGGUGUUGGAAGGGCCUGGUGCGGGGCGGAGGGGUGAGUGUCUGCCCUGGUUGGCGGUGGACGAGAUGACCUGGGGCCCAUGGGUGGGCAGAUCUUCACCGAGCCCCAGCCGCAUCCCUUAGCCUCCGUGCGCUCCGUGGCUCCUGGGACAUUCGGGAUGUGCUGUGGCUUGCGCUGUUCCCGGGGACAGUGCUGCACUGGGUGAGCACUCAGGAGGUCGUGCAGGACUUGGGACACAAGCGUUUGUGUGCGGGGAAAGCCUCCCUUUCUUUUGACACAAGCCGUAACCGGGAGCCGGGUUGGGUAACGGAGGACAUAUGGGAGCUGCAGUUGUCCCUGUAACGCUCAGGAGGAGGGGGGCUCAGAAGGGUUCUGUGACUUACCCCAGGUCGCACAGCAGAGCUUCGGAUCAGACAGACAGGCAGGCAGAGUCCACGGAUUCCUACCCUGAACUGUACUCCCUCGUUGUCCAAGGCCACUGACCUCGUCCGUCCAGUGUUGCUCAGUACCUGUCGGACCUUCCUGUUUUAAGGCAGAACAUUUAAACAUUAAACAUUUAAACAUUAAACAUUCCCCCCGGCCCCCCGGGGAAGAGCAGCAGAGGGGACUCUCUGCUUGCUUCUGCUCUCAUUAGAUCGCCCAGAGCUGGCCUGCCUUCUUGAGUCACCACCUUCUUCAGCAUUCUGGGCACCCUUACCCCUGGGGAAACAGGAUCCCAGGCGCUCGAUUGUCUGUGUUACGUACAGGCUGUCGAGGAAAACGAGGUAGAAGUGGUCGACACAGCCUCCCGGGGUCUUUGCCUGUAGCCCAGGCAGACUAGUAAACCUCACUGGAGAUGCUGACGGUCGAAGACCCCCCAGGAAACAAGGCACAGAGCAGACUAGCAGUUUGUCUCAAGUCAUAUUACGAAGCACGUGCCGCAGUGUGGGUGCUCCGUUAGACCUUAGGAGCUGUGUCCUCGGACUCCAGUGCCACCUCACACACACACACUCACACGCACACUUUAUUUGGGGGUAACAGUGUAAACAUACAGAAAGGUCAAAAGAAUUGCACAGUGGACCCCUGCAUAACCACCACCAAGAUCCUACAAGUCACGUUUCUGCCGUAUUUGCUUUAUCCUGUACCAAACCACCCACCAGUACGUUUCUGUUGCGUUUUGAAGGAAACAGCAGACUUGGACGUAUUUUUCCCAUAACACUUCCAUAUGCAGCUCAACAUGGGCAUUGACUGCUUUCUAACUUAACUAUUUUACUGCUUUUUCAGUGUUCGUAUGGGACAUUUUGUCUGCUGGCAUUUGGGUGUUAAAUGUUUUGAUGCUGGUACCUGUCACUUUUGAAAUGGGUUUUGCUUCCAGUCAUCAUAUAUCCAGUAUGUCCUACAAGGAACUAGAACAAGAGAUCUGACCACACCAGUAAUCCUAGCAGGAGAGCCAAGCUUGGCUUUUUUUCUCUUCUGCAUGCAAAUGUUGGUGUUGCAGUAUUUCUAAGGGGAUCGUAGAGGGCUUAUCAAAUUAGGAGAGAAAAACAGGUAGUAUGCCCCCUGUAACCUAACAGUGACAGGCACCGCCACCGCUUCCUUAAGGAAAAGACCACGAGGUGAGGGGAGGGUCUACUUGGGGGGGGCAGUCCCCAAGGAAUUGGAAGCGGUCCCUGUAUGUUCCUGGCUUUGUGGACGCUCGCUGCUCCCUGUGUUCCCUGCCAUCUUCUCGUGUGCUCACCUUUUGACUGCAAAGUGGAUUGUUGCCUUGCCAACUCGUUCACUCUGUAAAUCCUUUUAUCUUGUUAUUAGGCUGCACUUUGGCGUAAAUUGCAAUCGAUUAGGGAUCGUUUCUCAGACUCGAGUUAGAAGUGAGAGUUCAGAUAAGUGAGGCCACCAUUGCUGCUUUGAACACGUCAGAAGGGGAGAAUGGAUUUAUCAGGAGUGAAAAAGAAGAGCUUGCUAGGAGUCAAAGAAAAUAAUAAAAAGUCCAGCACUAGGGCUCCUUCUCCUACCAAACGCAAAGACCGCUCUGAUGAGAAGUCCAAGGAUCGUGCGAAAGAUAAAGGGGCCACCAAGGAGUCCAGCGAGAAGGACCGCGGCCGGGAUAAGACUCGGAAGAGGCGCAGUGCGUCCAGCGGGAGCAGCAGCACCAGGUCUCGGUCCAGCUCUACCUCCAGCUCGGGCUCCAGCACCAGCACAGGCUCCAGCAGCGGCUCAAGCUCUUCUUCCGCGUCGAGCCGCUCGGGAAGUUCCAGCACAUCCCGCAGCUCCAGCUCCAGCAGCUCCUCUGGCUCGCCAAGCCCUUCUCGGCGCAGGCACGACAACAGGAGGCGUUCCCGCUCCAAAUCCAAACCACCCAAGAGAGAUGAGAAGGAAAGGAAAAGGCGGAGUCCUUCCCCUAAGCCCACCAAAGUGCACAUAGGGAGGCUCACCAGGAAUGUGACCAAGGACCACAUCAUGGAAAUAUUCUCCACCUAUGGGAAAAUUAAAAUGAUCGACAUGCCUGUAGAAAGGAUGCAUCCCCACCUGUCGAAAGGCUACGCGUACGUGGAGUUCGAGAACCCUGAUGAGGCCGAGAAGGCACUGAAGCACAUGGACGGAGGACAAAUAGAUGGCCAGGAGAUCACUGCCACCGCUGUGCUGGCCCCCUGGCCUAGGCCACCCCCCCGGCGAUUCAGCCCUCCUAGGAGAAUGCUGCCACCACCUCCCAUGUGGCGUCGGUCACCCCCGCGGAUGAGAAGAAGGUCCCGCUCCCCGAGGCGCAGGUCCCCUGUGCGCCGGCGAUCUCGCUCCCCUGGCCGCCGCCGCCACAGGAGCCGCUCCAGCUCCAACUCCUCCCGAUAAGCAGGGCCCCCGGAGCUCUGCGCCCUGUGACUUCGAUCCCAUCCACUUGUUUUGUCACUUCUCUAGCCAGAGGAGGGUUGGUAGGAAAGAAAUUCCUCACUCAGGGCGGGCUUCGGAGACAGCAGCUGAGACGGCUCCUCUGACGCAGACUCCCGGGGGGAGCGUCGGCGGUUCGGGUCGUGCCUAUAAGAAUGCCCUCCAGUUUCUGGCUAGGAAGCUCCCCUGUUUCCCGUUCUUAAGAGAGUCCCUCCGGUGGCCACGCCAGCAG
Messenger RNA from Enhydra lutris kenyoni (northern sea otter), 3578 nucleotides. Its product is annotated as RNA binding protein with serine rich domain 1. Gene Ontology annotation, biological process: mRNA splicing, via spliceosome. The transcript has 7 exons. The record is from RefSeq and is a predicted model, not a curated record. Bases 2393 to 3310 code for a protein of 305 amino acids. NCBI's taxonomy places the organism in Eukaryota, Metazoa, Chordata, Mammalia, Carnivora, Mustelidae. Gene Ontology annotation, cellular component: ASAP complex; cytoplasm; nucleoplasm. Gene Ontology annotation, molecular function: RNA binding.